Messenger RNA from Juglans regia (Persian walnut), 2390 nucleotides. RefSeq names its product probable inactive purple acid phosphatase 27. Bases 210 to 2129 code for a protein of 639 amino acids. Gene Ontology annotation, molecular function: acid phosphatase activity; metal ion binding. Lineage: Eukaryota; Viridiplantae; Streptophyta; Magnoliopsida; Fagales; Juglandaceae. The record is from RefSeq and is a predicted model, not a curated record. The transcript is spliced from 13 exons.
UCGAUCCUAGCUAUCUGCAUAUUCUCCAUAUAUAUUGGAUCCUUUCACACAUUAUUGUUUCCCAACCCUAAAGUUCGAUCUUCUCUAAUCUCUAUCAUUCUCAUAAAUCAUCUCUCAACCAACAUUACAGAAAAAAAAACUUUCUUUGCUGCCAAACACUACUACUUGUUUUCUCCUGGCCGGCCGGUAUAGUUAUUAAUUCUCUGAUCAUGGAACCUUUGAUCAGUUCUUCAUCAAGGGUUUCGGCCUGCAGACUCCUAAUCAUGAUAUUGUUCAUUAUGUUGGUUGUCUCCUCUUCUCCUUGUUUAUCGUCGUCCUUGCAUCCUAUGUACAUCGACUCAACGGCCAUGCACCGAAACCACACAGCAAUAUCAGAGUUUCGGCUAUUAAACAGAAGAACAUUAGCCCAAUGCCCCAACACUAGCCCUCUCCUGCAAAUUAAUGUCAGUUUGAAUUCCAACCUUUCGGAUGAACAAUAUCUCACGGUUACUGUUACCGGAGUUUCGAAUCCGUCGGGGAAUGAUUGGGUCGCCAUGAUCUCACCUUCUCAUGCUAGUGUGGAAAGUUGUCCAUUCAACGAGGGUUUUUAUUUACAAACAGGUGAUCUUAGCAGUCUUCCUCUACUCUGUCAUUAUCCUGUCAAGGCAAUGUACAUGAGAAAAGAUGCCGACUAUCUAAGUUGCAAGAAGAAGGAAUGCAAGAAAUACAAAAAGGGCGUAUGUUUAUCCUACACUUGCAGUGGUACUUUAACAUUUCAUGUUAUCAACAUCAGAACCGACAUCGAAUUCGUAUUGUUUGGAGGGGGAUUUUUGACUCCUUGUGUUUUAACCAAGUCCAGACCUAUCAAUUUUGCCAAUCCAAACCAGCCUUUAUAUGGACAUAUCUCAAGCAUAGAUUCAACUGGAACAUCGAUGAGAGUAACAUGGGUAAGUGGGGAUAAGAAACCUCAACAAGUACAAUAUGGAGAUGGAAAAACGCAGACAUCUGUAGUUACUACAUUCUCACAAGCUAAUAUGUGCAGCUCAGCUUUAGAGAGUCCAGCCAAGGACUUCGGGUGGCAUGAUCCUGGGUUCAUUCAUUCUGCAGUUAUGACAGGACUUAAGCCCUCGAGCACCUUCUCUUACAGAUACGGGAGCGACUCAGCUGGUUGGAGUAAACAAACCCAAUUUCGAACUCCACCUGCUGGUGGAUCAGAUGAACUCAAGUUUUUAGCAUUUGGCGAUAUGGGAAAGGCUCCUCGUGAUGCUUCUGCCGAGCAUUACAUUCAGCCGGGAUCCCUCUCAGUGAUUAAAGCCAUGGCCGAUGAAGUAGAUUCUAACCAGAUAGACUCGAUCUUCCACAUUGGAGAUAUAAGCUAUGCCACUGGCUUUUUAGUUGAAUGGGAUUUCUUUCUUCACCAAAUAAGCCCUGUGGCAUCAAGAGUUUCUUACAUGACGGCAAUUGGAAACCAUGAGAGGGACUAUAUAGACUCAGGAUCAAUAUAUAUAACUCCAGACUCAGGAGGUGAAUGUGGAAUUCCUUAUGAAACUUACUUUCCCAUGCCAACACCAGCAAAGGAUAAGCCAUGGUAUUCCAUAGAACAAGCUAGUGUUCACUUCACAGUGAUGUCUACUGAGCAUGAUUGGUCAGAAAAUUCUGAGCAGUAUGGGUGGAUGAAAAAGGAUCUGGCUUCCGUGGAUCGGUCAAAAACUCCUUGGUUAAUUUUCACGGGGCAUAGACCCAUGUAUUCUUCCUCAAACAGUAUACUUAGUGUCGAUCCAGAAUUUAUCAAGAAGGUAGAACCAUUACUGUUACAAAACAAAGUUGAUCUGGCUCUCUUUGGCCAUGUUCAUAAUUAUGAGAGAACCUGCUCAGUUUACCAAAAUAAUUGCAUGGCCAUGCCUAAAAAGGAUAGAAAUGGAAUUGAUACAUAUGAUCACAGCAAUUAUAGUGCCCCACUGCAUGCAGUUAUUGGUAUGGCUGGCUUUUCCUUGGACAAGUUCCCAAAUGAUGUGGAAAGCUGGAGUCUGUCAAGGAUUUCCCAGUUUGGUUAUUUUAGAGGGCAUGCAACAAAAAAAGAGUUAAACUUAGAGUUUGUAAAUUCAGAUACAAAGAAAGUUGAGGACAGCUUUCGCAUCAUUAAAGCAUAAGGUCCUUGUGGAAAGAUUUGGGAUCACAAAGACAGAUGAAUUACCGACUCACCAAAUCAUCUUUGGAGCAUCUCUUUUGUACAUUUACUUCUGUAAUAAAUUUUUGGCUUUUGAGCAAAUAUAAUGUGUUUCUUUUUCUUUAUAAUGCCUUUUUGUUUUUGUAAUUAGGCAUAGCAAGAGCCAUACAUGCACCAUUUGGCUUGUUUUUUUAUAGACUUUACCAAAGAAAAAAUAAUGCAAUAUCAUAGUACUUGGUGGAAA